CAAGGGCAAUGCCGAGAGGCCGGGGGUUCGGAGGUGGGCGAGGAUUUGGCAGAUCGCCCUCCCCGCCCAGACGGUCCCAGCGACCAACGCCUCCUCCACCACGGCGGCCACCGCCCCCUCGACGCCCCGCCCCCUACACCCCACCAAGAGGGGGCGGGGCGGGGAUAGGCGGGGUUAUAGCUGGAUCGUUCAUUGGCUCGGCUCUGGGCAGCGUCCUGGGGAACGCCAUCUCGUCGCGGAUGUUCCAGGGCCGUGACCCAGACACCGGUCAGUACGUGGACGACGGGCCGGACAGGAACCCCUGCAGCAGGGAGCUGGACGUCUUCUUGGCCUGUGCCCGCUACGCCGAUGACGUGUCAUACUGCCAGAAAGCUGCCGAUGCCCUCAAGGAAUGUGCUGACAAGAACAAAGAUUAUUUCCAGGAUAUGUGAGAGACCAACAUCGCCCAAUGAUGAACAACUGAUCCCGCACUCCAACUGGCACAAUACAAAGUCAUUAACAGAUUCCUCACCAUCCAAACGUGUCAGAACUGAUACACAUGUCAACGAUCAUGGUUCUCCAUUGAUUUCUCCGCUCAAACGAUCUAAAAAAAAAAUCCCGACAUCUUGGUGUUUCCUUGUCACCCAUUGGUUUGAGUUUAUCAAUAAGUUAACCAAACACUUUUCUCCAAACUGUAAAGGAUUUACUAAAAUAAAGUCUUGUCUAAUUAUUUACCAAACAAAGAGAAUAAAAAACAGUCGAACACUCGGUGACUCUCAGUGUCUCUCAUACAAUUCUUUAUUUUCUAUAAAAUUUUACAAUUUUUGUCUACCCCAAAACCAAACAUUUGAACCAAAACUCACAGAAGAAUACAUCAUAGAAAUUUUGUACAUUCGGGAGUCAUUAUGAGGUGGAGGUUUAAUCACCCUGCCACAAGGUCUCCUCAUUAUGUGCCCCCACCAUGGACCAUCCCACAUUUGUGUACAGUGCAGUUGAACACUAGGAUCAAGACAGACAAAAACAUGGGCAUGAAACUUUGGAGCACAAUCAAGCCCAAAAAAGAUUCUCCACGUUGGGUUUACAUUGUAAAGCAACGUGUACAUCUGAGAAAGUCAUUUGCAAAAAAUCUCUGUUGCCACUGAAAUAGAGUAAAUGAAAGU
Messenger RNA from Aplysia californica (California sea hare), 1139 nucleotides. Its product is annotated as coiled-coil-helix-coiled-coil-helix domain-containing protein 10, mitochondrial. Bases 9 to 431 code for a protein of 140 amino acids. The record is from RefSeq and is a predicted model, not a curated record. Lineage: Eukaryota; Metazoa; Mollusca; Gastropoda; Aplysiida; Aplysiidae. The transcript is spliced from 5 exons. Gene Ontology annotation, cellular component: mitochondrion; nucleus. Gene Ontology annotation, biological process: mitochondrion organization.